UUAGCAUAAUUAAAAAUCUUUCAAGAUGAAAUUCUUCGUUGCCAUCGCCCUCAUCGCCACCGUGGCUUCGGCCGCCUACGUCAAGCCCACCGGUGUGUCCGCUGAGCUGGCCGAGAUCCAGGAGAUCGUCGCCGCCAUCAACAGCCCCAGCACCAACCCCGCCACCGCUGCCGCCCUCGAGGAGAUGCUCUUGGACGUCCUCGGAGUCAACCCUGAGGCCAUCUCCGUUGGACCCGCUAUUGUUGACUUGCCCGCCCCCAUCGUUCCCAGUCCCGUUAUCGUCGCUCCCUCUCCCGUUGCCCCCGUCCCCGUCAUCGUUGCCCCCACUCCCGUGGCUCCCUCUCCCGUUGCCAUCGUCGAGGGUCCCGCUGCCGACGUUGACGCUAGCAGCGCUCCUCUGGUCCAGAUCAUCUUGAACAUCAACCAAGCCGCCGCUGAGUCCAGCCCCGUCGCCCCCGUGGCUACCCCCGAGCCCGUGCAGGUCAUUGAGACCGCUCCCAUCGCCGUGAACCCCGUCGGAGUUGUAGAAGCUUCUCCCGAGCCCGUCCAGGUUGUGGAGGUCGCCCCCGCUCCCGUCCAGGUUGUGGAGGUCGCUCCCGCUCCCGUCCAGGUCAUCGAGGCUUCCCCUGAGCCCGUCAUCAUCGGCGUUCCCGUCAUCCCCUCCCCCGCUAUCAGCCUCCCCGAGGAACUUAACUAUCUCAAGAUGAAAUACUUCAUUGCCAUCGCCCUCAUCGCUACUGUGGCUUCGGCCGCCUACGUCAAGCCCACCGGUGUGUCCGCUGAGCUGGCCGAGAUCCAGGAGAUCGUCGCCGCCAUCAACAGCCCCAGCACCAACCCCGCCACCGCUGCCGCCCUCGAGGAGAUGCUCUGGGAUGUCCUCGGAGUCAACCCUGAGCCCAUCUCCGUCGGACCCGCUAUUGUUGACUUGCCCGCCCCCAUCGCUCCCACUCCCGUUAUCGUUGCCCCCUCUCCCGUUGCCCCCGUCCCCGUCAUCGUUGCCCCCACUCCCGUGGCUCCCUCUCCCGUCGCCAUCGUCGAGGGUCCCGCUGCCGACGUUGACGCUAGCAGCGCUCCUCUGGUCCAGAUCAUCUUGAACAUCAACCAAGCCGCCGCUGAGUCCAGCCCCGUCGCUCCCGUGGCUACCCCCGAGCCCGUGCAGGUCAUUGAGACCGCCCCCAUCGCCGUGAACCCCGUCGGUGUUGUAGAAGCUUCUCCCGAGCCCGUCCAGGUUGUGGAAGUCGCCCCCGCACCCGUCCAAGUUGUGGAGGUCGCCCCCGCCCCCGUCCAGGUCAUCGAGGCUGCCCCUGAGCCCGUCAUCAUCGGCGUUCCCGUCAUCCCCUCCCCCGCUAUCAGCCUCCCCGAGGAACUCAACUAAAUCAAAAUCUCAAUCUCUGAUUACUUUUCUUUAAACAAUAUGCCAUAAAUAUAAUACAAUAUACAUAUAUAAAUAU
Trichoplusia ni (cabbage looper) is the source of this 1451-nucleotide messenger RNA. RefSeq names its product calphotin-like. The record is from RefSeq and is a predicted model, not a curated record. The transcript has 3 exons. Bases 26 to 1375 code for a protein of 449 amino acids. NCBI's taxonomy places the organism in Eukaryota, Metazoa, Arthropoda, Insecta, Lepidoptera, Noctuidae.